AGACGUCUACGGAUCGCAGUGAAGCCGGGUCGUAUUUUGUCCGCGCAGACCUGUGCUUUACUUUCGCGUGACGAAUAAAAACUGUUAAGUCACCAAAGGAUUUUUUUAAAGUGAUAGCUUGAAAAAAAAACAAUAGUGGGUGUUGUGUCGGUUCAGUUGUGUUCCCGGAAUUUUUAUUUGAGAAGUGAUAUUUCAACACCGACGAACAACGUGGACCCCUCAACGCCGGAAUAAAGACUGCGUCAUAAAAAAAAACGUGUAAAGCCGUAACUGUCAGGAUUUGAGUGUAGGAACUUUUCUGAGGAGCAACAAAGUGGCGGUGCCGCGCUGUGAUGUUGCGCGUUCCACUUAUGAAAGGCGGCGUUGCCGAUUCGUGUACACAUAAAGAUGGGUCAUAAAAUUGAGCUGCCCCGCGCUUAUGGCAAAAUGCUUCUGACUGUGUACACGGCGUUGCUUCUUUGGAGGAUUGACUGCGCUGUCGAGAGCACGAAAGUGGUAAAAAGCGGUAUGCGGCACCAGACUACAUCUCCACUAGGCCGGGUGGGACCCACUGCGUCCCUGCGAGACUCCGAGCCCGACUUUGCUGGACCAAUAGAAAACGUCACAGUAGCUCUCGGCAGGGAAGCCAUACUCACCUGCUCAGUCACCGACCUUGGAGACUACAAGGUAGCCUGGAUUCGAGCAGAUGAUCAAACUAUCCUCACACUCCACACGAGGCUGGUGACGCACAGCUCUCGGUAUGCGGUUACCAACGAUUCUCCGCAUUCCUGGCAACUCCACAUAAGACCUCUGAAGGUAGAAGAUCGGGGCUGCUACAUGUGCCAGAUAAAUACCAGCACGAUGAAGAAGCAGAUCGGCUGUGUGAAUGUGCUAGUUCCACCGAACAUCGUAGAUAAAGGCACGAGUGGAGAUCUCGUUGCACGCGAAGGUCAAGACACAAGUCUAUCCUGCAAAGCCGAAGGAACACCACUCCCGCGAAUUUUGUGGAGAAGAGAAGACGGUACCAACAUUCAACUCAGGAAUGAAGCCGGCGAUCUUCGAAAAGUUGACAUGUUCAUGGGACCAAAUUUAAACCUAACAAAAGUAGAACGACGACAGAUGGGAGCAUACCUUUGUAUCGCGUCAAACGAAGUUCCACCUUCAGUCAGCAAAAGGAUAAUGCUGAAUGUUAAUUUUCCACCAUCAAUCCUGGUGGCGACCAAGGUCAUCGGCGUGCCGACAGGAUCACAAGCCAAACUGGAAUGUUUCGUCGAGGCGUUUCCACAAGCUAUUAAUUAUUGGCUCAAGAGCGGCGAAGAGAUGAUUCUUUCCAAUUCCAAAUAUAAUUUAACGGAAGAUCGAAUAUCCCAGUACCAACUCCGAACCAUUCUACAGAUUUCGAAGUUUGAGCCUGAAGAUAUAGGCACCUACACGUGCGUCUCCACAAAUACGAUGGGAAAGUCGGAAGGGACAUUAAGACUUUAUGAAAUCAAAAUUACUACUACGACAACAACAACGACGACUACCACAACAUCUACAACUACAACCACUACUACAACCACACCAGCCCCGACAACAACGGAACUACCACGAUUUGUAGUUCCAUUACAACCUGCCGAACAAAAAUUCUACACACCGGACGUGACUACUUACGAUACAAUGCAAAACGUGAUAGAGCAGUCCGUUCUCGACAACAACUGGUUGCCAACUACCGAAUCUGUUGCAGCAAGCAUCGGUCCAGAUUUUUCCCUAGCCACACUGAUUCUGAUUUCAAUGUUGCCAUACCUUUAUUUUGUAACAAAUAGUAGUUUUUAUAUUCUACCAACAAUAAUAAGCACAAAUGCAAUAAUUAUCAAAAUGUUUUUGCAAUCCGUAAGAUGAUAAGUUUUCAUUAAAUUCGAUUUUAAAAAUAUCUAUCGGUCAAUUUGUUAAUAGUUAUUGUUUUAUUUUACGUACAUUCAAAACAACAUUUGGAUGACGCUUAAAUGUUACGUAUUUGCUGUAAAUCAAAAGCGUAUUGUUUGCUCCAAUUACAAUGGCUUUAACAUUUAAUUAAAUACCAAAAUUAUCAAGUUAAAUAAUGUCAUUAUUUUAAGUGUAAAAACUCUAUAAUAUCGUGCUAUAUUGGUUAAUCAUUUAACUUGUAAUUAGCCUACACAAAAUAGAACCAAAAAGAAAAGAGUAGAAUAUAAAUAAAAUUCCAUGAAAAAUGACUUCAUCAACUACUUAGAACUUGGUUUGAGCGCUUGUGCUCCUUUGAGACCAUUCUGGCGCACGUCAAGAGGCACUUUGACCACUUAUACUUUGUACUACAUGCAUUAGUUGUGUAGCUUUCGGGUUGGCGAUUGAAUGAAUCGCAACUAGGUUGCUAAGAAUACGGGAACAAAACGGAUGGCUGACCAAAUGCUUAGUUUCGUCGUUCGUGCAAAUUUGGACAAGCGCCUUUUCAAAACAAUUAAAUAGGGCCGGUCAACCGUGCUUAUUUGAUCUAAAAAUAAGCAUAAACGACCUGCUAAUUGAUUGAUUGCUUGGUUUUCGAGUCACGAUGAACAAAAUAGCUUCCAUCCGCACGUCAAACUACCAACCAAUUGAACGGGUCAUACAAAUCAGACAAUUUCUCUACAGGCUCUCUACCCUAUAGGUCUGGAUCUUAAAACAUUUUACGAUUUGUUAAAUUUUUUCUACAACUCAUCUGAGACUGAUAUUGGAAAAUGAGAUGAAGGUCACAGGAGGCUUCAAAAUAUGCGAAUCAAAUAAAUUGCUGUUCAAAAUACCCAAAAUUUUACAUAGACUAUAAGUGUGGUAUUUUACAAUACGAAUUAAAUAAAUUACUGGGGCAUCUAAGUCGUUCUGGUAUUCUAUUUAUGAUAAUAUAACAAACGGCAUGUAACUAUCACUUAAUAGAAUAGAUAAAAAAGCAGACUCUGUUUUUAUUAGCAUUGGACUUACGGCCCAUGUGUGGUUCAGCGUGAAAGCUAGGUGCAACUCACAUUUGUAUUGUAAUAACAGUUAUUCGACUUUAUAAAACUAACUAAUCUGUUUCAGUCAAUAGACCAAAUAGGUAGAAGGGUAGACAGUUUGGAGCAUACAUUAACACCAAAACUCAUAUUAGAAAAUUGUAGCAGUACCUCUGGGACGCCGAUGUUGAAAACCCUUAUUUUGCGAAUCAUAUUGAGUCAGUCGUGGAUGAACUCGGAUCAGAGACUUCUCACAGUAUAAACUUAGAGAGUGCUCCGGUGAUUUAAAUACUCAUCUCAGCCUAUGGCUGUCCAAGGCCGAACAUAGGCCUCUUUAAUCUCAUUAAUCUCUUAAGGUCCGUUGCCACCUGCAUCCAACACAGAUCCUGUUUUGGACACAUCAAAAGAAAACUCGAUGACAAUUCAAUAUCAAGGAUAAAGAUUUAAAAGAAAAGAUUCGUGAAGCGGAGCCUUAAAUGUCUGAUCGAUCAAGUCACAAGGACAACAACUUGACACAAGAUAUUGAUGGUGCUAUGCCGCUGACCGUGGUAACUGACAACAGAUUAUCACGAAAAGUCUUAGUGGGAUUUACCAAGUUGCUUAGGAACGAGCGAACGACUUGAGGACGGACUUGUUUUAUAAAAUCUACUAGUCUACUACUACUAUCUAGUCAACUAUUAACAUUUGAAAAAUAUUGACAUUUUUCAUUGCUUAAUUCAGUAAUUAGCGAUACCCGUGAGUUCUUAGGCCGCAAAAACUCUAACUUGAAAUGCUAAUUUCAAUUAAUAAUCGUAUCUGUUAUGUACUCAUAACGACUUAUUGGCCAGAAAGCAUUUCUUCCUUAUUUAUAUUUUUUGAUUCCAUUUCCAUUGAAUUCCAUACUUUGCCUUUACUAUUUAUUAGAGCGUUCUAUUUUGAGUAGGCUUUCAUUACGUACAAAUAUAAUUAAGAACCGAAUAUUAAUACACCGUGUUGUAAACACAAAAACUAAUUAUUUCAACGAAACGAACCUUUAAUUACUUUACUUUUGUUCUCUGACACGUAUUACUUUCUGACACGUUUUUUGACUUAUUAAAUAAACGUCUAAUAAUUUUAUAAAACUCGAAACAAAAUUUGUGAAAAUAAUUAUUAAUACUCGAAAACGUUUCACGCAGAAGAGACUUUUAAUUUGUUGAUUGAUUGGGAUUGGAUUCUUUGAGUACCAUGAGUCUGGCCGUUAUCAUAAAUAAAGCAAUAUCAAGCUGGUGUUGCCAUAACGCGAGCGCAUUGUGCCGAACUCAAUCACUUAACAUAAGUUAUAAUACUUAAAUUGGCAAUACUAUAAUGAGGAUAUGAUAAGUGGUCGUUUCAAUUUGUACGUGAGUAAACUUUAUUGAGUUAUUAAUUCGUAUCUACUUUAAGAGAGUUUUUCAUUCACCGACACGAUAACGAUUUGUCGUAACCCAUUCACACUCACCGAAACGCUAUCUGCGACGAUAUAUCGGAAUGUUAUGCCCGUUAUCAUAAAAGUGCCGGUUGGUCCACACAUAUUUGACAUAUUUGAAAUGCUACAACAUCGCUGCUCGCCGAUCUUGCGGGUGAACGAAAAAAAAAAACUUUAACUAUUAUAAUUUGCUAGUUACCUGUAAAUAUUCCAGAAUAUACUAGAUUCGUAAUUUUGCUUCUGUCCAUUCUUCACUCACAUGAAGACGGUGGAUGUCAAUCUUUUUAAAAUUUAAAAGCGUUAAGUUUUACUAUCUUCGUGUAAAUGAUAAUAAUAUUAAAAAAACCGCUGAAAAUAGCUUACAGAAAUUUAGUGAACCAAAGCAGUAUCUUUUACCUAGAUAAUUUCACGAUAUCUUAAUCUAAAGCAUAUCAAGUAUAAAUAAAAUUGUAAAUAAUAAAGUAAGGACGCUGAAGUUCUGAGGAAUUAGUCUAUAAGUUUUCACGACAGCUGUCUGAAAAAAAAACGUUUUUAAGUUGAAACCAUAAUAAGAAUUUUGCAUUACACUGCAUUACUUUGUUUUUCGACACUAGCGUAAGAGACAAACGCCGUGUGAGUUACAUCGCUUUUAAAUCAUACGAAUAUUCACCGAAUGUUCCAAUUUCGAUCGUAAUAACUGACUCUUUAAGAUUUAAAUUCAUUUUCAUGUUUGACAUUUUUUCUUACGUUUUAGUAUUGACAUGAAAAAUAUAUCUGUUGUUUUUUUUUUUAUAUAAAGCUCAUUAGUACAUACCAAACUAAAACAACAUGUUCACAUACAGAUGAAAAAACAUAUUUAUAUAGGCGAUAGUAGAUAAGCGAUUUUGACUUUGUGUUUGUCUUACCACUUAAAAUUAAAUUAUCAUAAUUUAUAACUCUUUUAAUUUUGUACAUUUUGUAUAUGAAUACAAUUGUAUAUUUAACAAACGAUUGAUAAUAAUACUUUAAAAUGUUUUUUAAGACUACCAAAUCGUCUGGAGCUCAUUAGAAAUAUUUUUUUUUCAUUUCACAAUAACCUAAGGUUUCUUUUAAAUAAGCGUUAUUUAGUUUUAGGCGAAAUGUUGUGUAUAUAUGGGAAGAUAAUUGUAAUAAUUACAUUGUAAUUGUAAUUGAUGAAGAAAACUAAGAAAGCGGCUGCGUGACGAUGUGAAUAUUAUUGAUAAUAAACGAUUUCUAAAUA
Molecule: messenger RNA, 5578 nt
Organism: Bombyx mori (domestic silkworm)
Lineage: Eukaryota; Metazoa; Arthropoda; Insecta; Lepidoptera; Bombycidae
Product: lachesin
Exons: 11
Coding region: 388-1860 (490 amino acids)
Cellular component (GO): neuron projection
Source: RefSeq, a predicted model, not a curated record